AUCAGAAGCACCACAGCAUGUUGCGUUUCCACUGAAACUUUCUUAGCUUUUGUUGUUAUGAACGUAUUUUUGAAGUGAGGUCGUCAGCAGUUACUUUGUUUUAGGAUGGAUAAGAAGAAACGAGACAGAAGGUCUCCAGUUCGCGACAACAAGAUAACAAUUAAACAAGAGAAGCUAAGUCCGGUUAGGCCCGACAGAUCCCGCCGAUCAAGUUCUGGAUCUGACCGCGGCAGUGUGAGUCCUCCCCCGCGGAGCCGCCAUCACCGAUCACCUGUUGGAGGUAAAGACAGAUCUCCAGGAAGAAGGGACCAUUCGUCGGAUAAACAUAGAGACAGGCCGGGCAGAGACCGAAGAAGUCGGAGUCCACGCCCUAGAGCUGAUGAAAGAAUUAAACGGGAAAGAGAUGACUAUCCUGAAAGAGGAAAUAGGACAGAUGGGCGUCAAAUAGAAAGGGAGGGACAGAGGGACCAUCAGAGAGAACGUGAAAGAGGUCAGGAUCGGCACAGAGACAGAGCUAGAGAGCAGGAUGCAGAAAGGGAACAGAACAACGAACGGCGCCGAGAAAACCGUCUUAGGCAGGAGGCAGAAAAUGGAGAUGUAUUUGGUGGUGAAGAGGAAGGAGAUGCUGCUUCUGCAGCAGAGAAAGAAAAGCCCAACUUCGAACUCUCGGGUGCUCUAGUGGAAGAUACAAACACAUACAGAGGGGUGGUUAUUAAGUAUAACGAGCCACCUGAGGCUAGAAUCCCUAAAAGAAGGUGGCGAUUGUACCCCUUUAAAAAUGAUGAGCCACUUCCGGUCAUGUACAUCCACCGUCAGAGUGCUUAUCUGCUCGGAAGACAAAGGAAAAUAGCUGACAUACCGAUUGACCACCCUUCUUGUUCCAAACAGCAUGCUGUUUUUCAGUACAGACUAGUGGAGUUCACACGAGCAGAUGGCACCUCAGGCAGGAGAGUAAAACCCUACAUCAUUGACCUUGGUUCGGGGAACGGCACUUAUCUGAAUAAUCAGCGCAUUGAACCACAGCGUUAUUAUGAGCUUAAAGAGAAGGACGUGCUGAAAUUCGGCUUCAGUAGCCGGGAGUAUGUGCUCCUGCAUGAGUUUUCUGACACAACAGAGGUUGAUGCUAAGCAAGUAGAGGAUGAAGAGGAUGAAGGCCUUGAUGAGUAAUCCCACCAUAAAGAGCCCACCAAAGUAUUCUUUUGUAUCAGACUCUUCCAUUAAAGAGAUUAAACUACACAAUCAGUAGUGCUGUAAAUGAUCCAGAUAUUAAUGAGGGUUUUUUUUUCCACAUGACCAUUAUUGUGAAGAUAAGGUUUAACAAAAUAUACACUGUUCAGCUUUGGCUUAUCUGGUUUAUGUGUAUAAAUGUUUUCUCAGGUGGAUUUCAUAAGCAUCAUAUCAGACAGAUUAGUCUGGUACUGCCCAGUGUCGUCCCUUUAACCUAAGUGCAGAAUGUCACAAAGUAUAUUUUGGAUAUUAUGGAUGCCUAGAUUCUGUUUAUGUAAAUAUCAGGGUGUCAUUGUCUGAUAUCUUUUUGUUUUAGUUUGGUAUUUGUAAUUUUUGAAAAUGUCCAUGUCUUGUUUGCAGACGUUCUGAAUCUACAAGUUGUUGUAUAGCAGUGAAAUCUUGUCUAUUUGCUUUGUAAAACUUAAGACAGACAGAAACUGUUCUGGUCCAAGGUAAAUACAUUUUUGGUUAGAAUUUAUGUUGCAGAUCUUCAUAAAAUUCUGUGUACAAUUUAGAUUUUUUCUACUGUACAAUAAAAAAUGAUAAA
Molecule: messenger RNA, 1774 nt
Organism: Trichomycterus rosablanca
Lineage: Eukaryota; Metazoa; Chordata; Actinopteri; Siluriformes; Trichomycteridae
Gene: snip1
Product: Smad nuclear interacting protein
Exons: 4
Coding region: 106-1167 (353 amino acids)
Biological process (GO): miRNA processing
Cellular component (GO): nucleus
Molecular function (GO): mRNA binding; protein binding
Source: RefSeq, a predicted model, not a curated record